Vitrella brassicaformis is the source of this 3962-nucleotide messenger RNA. NCBI's taxonomy places the organism in Eukaryota, Vitrellaceae. The record is from the annotation of a GenBank genome assembly.
CAACACUGACUGCUCUGAUAUGGUCUGUACAUUGGUACAGAAAUGUGUUGCUGUGUCGUAUGCCUGGACAGUCCAGUGAGGAAUGCACAGUGUUGCUCAUAAAGCACGCGUGCAAGGCCAGACCUCCUCGCCUCCGCAUUUGUGGCUGGUCGUUGCUCGGCUCGGCGCUUCGCCCCUCGCCUCGCGAUCGCACUUUGUGGGAGACACAGCAGGCUUACACAUGAGUAGUCCAAUAUGGAAGUGCUAGAAUGAUCCAAAUAUGGCUGCACUGAAGCGAUCAAUCUAGGACGCGUCACGUUACCCUGAGAGAAAGACCGUAUGAAUGGAAAACAUAGGAGCACAGCUACCGUGCGAUCUAAUGUAUGCACAUGUGAAGUACAGACAGAGCGACAGGCAGGCAGACCUUUCUCUACAGACCUCCAAAGACAAAGAGGCACUCACAGCUCACUGAGAGACACACAGACACGGGCGCAUGAGCCAGCUGACCUUCACAAAAUUCAUCAGCUGGCCACACGAUCUGACUUCUCGCUUUUGACAUCACCAACAGAACAUAAGAAGGCAGACGUACAGAACCAGACAAAUGCCCCGGCUUCACUGAUUCUUCUUGCAUGCGUAUGAUUUGACCACUGCUGAUGCCUUCAGCCGUUUGCCGUUGGAGUCUACCGCCACGACCUGAUAGUGUUCGCACACCUGUCGAGCACGUUCCACCUUGACGAAAUGCUCGAACUGUUUCCGGUCAAUUGUCUUGGUCAAGCGCUUGGGCGGGCCAUUCUCUCCUUGGUACACCAACCACUGUAAGCGCAAAAGGGCAAAGAGCAAUGAUUCGUGGCUACAUCUGUACUCUGUCGAACCUUGGCGACGUUGGUGGCCCCAUUCCAGCUGAAGUGGAUCCUCGGAAUCUUGUCCUUGUUGCUGCUGUCGAGAACGAGGGCUGGUGGCCAGUGCGGCUCGGCCCACCACUGGUCGCGUGUGUAUUUGUGGGCGCUGUGGCUGUUCUGCCCAUCCUCGAAAUACAUCUCCAUCACCACCUCGCCUGUGCGCGCAAGGAAAGAAAGACAUAAGCCAUAGGGUCUACGUAGAUUGUCCAUCUUUCUUUCUGCGCUCCAACGAACCAUUUGGUUUCACUUCGGUGUAGAAAGGGGCUGACCAGUCGCCUUGCAUGCUGCGUGCACAAGGACAGGAGGGAACAGCGAUGUGGAAGACAAAUGUGAGGUCUUCCUACUCGGGGCCGACUCCCAUGCCUCCCCAACAAAUGGCAGUGUUGCCGUUCGACAGCCUGGAGGACAAAACGGCUCAACGCAUGUGUCGGGGCUCGUCAGACUUCUGCCUGUGUGUGCCUACCUCUGCACGCUUCCAUUGGCUAGGGAGUAGAUCUGGUUGCCAUGUGUGUACUCCCACACCUUCGUGGCAGUCUUGGCCUUGUGAUCGAGCUGGUACUCGACUGCCCUUGCGACCUCGCCGUCACUGAACACAUGAUGCAUAAAUACACAAAUGACUUGCACGGGCGCAUAAGCGAACUGAUUUGUACAGCUUUUGUGCGUACUGGUUCACAUGAUUGUCGAACAUGAGGAUGUCUGUGACAGGAGGGUGCACAAGUACGUGUCGGUCGCCUGUUGAGACGGAUUCCAUGCUCACUUCCGUUUUUUAUCUCGUGGGCAAAGUGCUGGAAGGCGAACGGUCGGGGCUCGUUGACGAACUUGAAGUCGCUGAACCCGUGAUGCCCACCGAGCCGCCACAUGACGUCUCCUGUCCGCCUGUUGACCUUCAUCACACCUGUGUAUUCACAUACAGACGCGCAUGUCAUUUUCUGACAAUCGGAUGGGAGGUGGUGGCCACGUGUCCUGCUCACCCAUGUGUCGCAAGGAAUAGACGUGGUUGCCAUCCGGGGAGCGGGAAAUGCCAUUGGGAUGCUGAAGAUUGCAAUCAAUCACAGUACAGACAGGGACAUCUAGUGAGCAGCGUGCGCGCCAAUUCGAUGUGCCGACCGCGACGUCCCCUUGAUCGUUCAGCAUCCCAAACUGAAGCAUCUCGUCGACGGUCAUGUAGUCCCACUGACAACACAAUGUGAGAAGAACAAAGAACAGAUAAGGUUGACGCACGCAGUGGGUGUGGGUCGCCUACCAUUCGCCACUCAAAGACCGGGUUUCCGUAUUUGUCUUGUUCCGUGAAUACUGCUGCGUUGAUCCUGACAGUCCUCCCCUUGUGGCGCAUGUACUGCGUGUCCUCGUGCAUCAUAAUCGCCCCUCCAUCUUUGUCGAUCUUGAAGUCAUGGCCUGAGCAACAUAUCCGAGCCAUCUGCUGCCCCUGAGCCAUGUGGACGUGUGAGCGCAUACCAUCCUUCUUGUAUCCGUGGGGCUCUGUAAAGGUCUUGACCUUUUUGAAGCGGUGGUCGAAUAAGGCCGCAUCGAACGAUAGCAUCUUGGCGUCCUGAGCACACAAGGGCAUGAUGUAUCGUUGUGGUCUCAGCGCCUCUCGGCGCCACCUUAUUUACCGUCACAAUGAGGUUCCCUCGUGAGUCAUACAUACCCGGGACCUCGGUGAAGAAGACAAUGUCGCCCUCAUUGUCCAGCAUCAUCAACCUGCACACGGGAAAGGCGCCCUCUGCACAUGCGUUGCUGCCCCAGGAGUGUGAAUGAUUGUGUGCACUCACCAAGGGUGCUCACGCUCGAACUCCCUCUGGUUGGUGGGUCCCCUCCGAUUACUGGCCACACAGCGGAAUGGAGCAGGGGUCUAGAUUUCUUCACGAGGCGACCGAUUGCUUACGUGAAGAAGACGUAGCCCUCCUGCACCCCCUCCUUCGCAGGAACGGACAUGCGGAUACGCGGGAAGUAGGGCGGAAUCGUCUUGUAGUUACUGAAGGUCUCCACACGUGUCGAGAGAAAUGAGUCUGGACGUUCUCUCUUAUUGCUCUCGUCACGCUUACCGCUGCAGGUAUUUCGCAACCGGGAAGGUGUUCAUGAGUUCAAAGCCGUUCUUGAAGCCGAAUGUUCCUCUCAUCAUGGUGUGGUUGCUGCCCUCUCUCACGCCACGAGGGAUGAAGUAGUCGUCCAUCAUGCCGGAUUUGGCAUCGUCCGGGACAGACGGCGGGUCCAACACGUAGCUCUUCCCAACUGACACACGUAUCAGUGCCGUCACCCACACCCAUUCAUCUAUGUGCGGCCUCUCACCUGGCCUGAUUUUCCUUCGCUGCUCCUGUAGCUUUUCUCGUUUGGACAGUGGGUCUGUCGAGAAGGGGAGGCUCUCACGAACAGUGAAUCGCCACUGCAGCCCUCCUGCGAAGCCAGCAGCGGUCUUGAGGCCCCCCAGCACGCUCACUUGCACCGAUUCGCCGAGCUUGAAGGGCUUGUUGCCUCGAAAGAUCACUGUCUGACCAUCUGAGCGAGCGAUGGCAAAGAAAAACACAAGUGAAACGUGUCUGUUCCAUUCGCUGACCUGCCGCAAGCACGAUCUCUCCCUGCACGUUGCCCGACUUGCUACCGUGGACCUUGAUCUUGCCCUGGAUGGACUCCGCUUUGAUGAGUGAGCCUUGCCUGACGGCGAUGGUUGUCAGCGGUGACACGAGCUGCGCAUCGAGGCGGGGAUGGAUGUAUCUGAAUCGAACACAGCACCAAAUACAACGUGCAUCGGGUCAGUGCCACCAUGAGGACUCACUCGAAUGGGCCGAACUGCCGCCCGAACUGCCGCCCGCUCCCUUCCAGAGCCGCCAAGGCGCCAUCGUCAUCAACCUCAGCUUCGGUAAAAGAAGAAACCCAAGACCAGUUCAGCGCGACGACGCAGAAGACGAAGUGCCGCCGCAUUUUGACUCUUUCUCUUCAGAAUUUGCUUCCCUCUCCCUCACUAUUUCGGCGCAUUGCGGUUGAAAACUGCGUGUUGCAGACAAAGCCGCUGCUAGGCUGCGUGUCAUGAGGGCUGGGCCCUUCUUGUGCGUCUUCUCGCCUUCGGUACGAACAUGCCCCCUGACG